Molecule: messenger RNA, 2482 nt
Organism: Chlamydomonas reinhardtii
Lineage: Eukaryota; Viridiplantae; Chlorophyta; Chlorophyceae; Chlamydomonadales; Chlamydomonadaceae
Exons: 7
Coding region: 139-2277 (712 amino acids)
Source: RefSeq, a predicted model, not a curated record
CAUAUCGACAGUAUUAAAUGCAGGGCCCCCGACACGCGCGUUGAACAAGUCCGCAUGACCAGGCUUUCACGGUGCUUGUGCUCUUUACUCUCUCCUCUGCAACAUACACUUCUUGAAGCUAUUUGUUGCACAACAAACAUGCUGGGUCGUUCCAGCCUUGCGCAGCUGCGCCACGGUGCAAAUUCCGCACUGCGCCUGGCGCCGCCCGUUCCGCUUGCUGUCGGAAGAGCGUCGCUAGCGAAUUUUAGUCAUCGGCAGCUAUGCUUUGCGUCAGCGUCGGGCUCCUCAGCCCACGCAAUCGGCGACGCGGAACCGGCGGCGCUGGCCCCUGCUGCGGGCGCUCCCGCGACCUCGGCUGCUUCAACGGCCGUCAGCGCCAACGAGGGGGCCUCCAGGCUGGAGCUGUGGCACGCACUGCUGCGGCUGCUGCACGAGCAAGGGGACUUCGAGGACCCCGACACGCCCGUCGAGGACAUGCUGGACGAGCACGACGACGUGAAGGCGGCGCUGCUCAGCUUCGCGCGCCGCCGACCCGACAUCCUGUUCAGCCUGCCCGAGGACAAGCUGUGCGACCUUGCGGCUGCGGAGCUGCUGCCGCGCGACAAGCCCGACCGCAAGCUGCGCAACGCGCACCGCCGCCUGGGCGAGACCUACGCCCGGGCGCGCAUCCGGCUGGGGGCGGGGGCGCUGCGCGAGCACGCCAGCUUCCAGGACGCAAUGCGCGUGCUGUGGGAGUGGGCGGAGGCGGCGCCGGGCCGUGUGGCGCCGGGGCUGGAUGUGCUGGUUCGGGACCUAUUGGUGCGCGUGACGGCGGCGGCCACUUCGGAGCCGGUGGCGGAGGCGGUGGCGCGUGUGGCGGAGCUGGAGAGUGAGAUGGGCACGCCGUCGGCGGCGGUCCUGGCGGAGCGCGCGGCGGCGGAGUUGAGUCCGGAGGAGCGGCGCAAGGUCAAGGAGGCGGAGGCCGCGGCGCGCAAGCACCAGCAGCGGCUGCGGCGCGCCACCGCCAACGGCGGUGUGGUGGAGGCGGGCGACUGGUUCUGCGGCGAAUGCGGCGCCGCAAACUUUAGCGACCGCCGCCGAUGCUUCAGGUGUGACUACGACAGCGAGGCCCGCAGCAACACGGUGGUCAGCGACGACGACAUUCUGGCGCUGUACGGCACAAGGCCGCCGCGCCGCCGCAAGCCCCGCGGCGUGGUGGAGGCAAUCGCCACCGCCGAUGCCGACUCCAUGUACGGCGCGGCGGCGGCGGCGGCCUCGGCGGCGGCGGACUUGGCGGCGGUGGAGGCGGAGGCGGGGGCAGGGGCGGGGGCUGCGCCCAGCAGGAGCUUCAAGCCAGCUCGGGAUGCGGAGCGGCCACGGCGUGGCCCGGUGCAGCUGGAAGAGGAGGUCGCCGGGGAUGCGGACGCCCCUCGCGCCGUUCGCCGCGGUGCCCAGAAGCCCUGGGAGCGCCGGCAGCAGGAGGGGGAGGGCGACCGGCCGCUGCGGCCUCAGGGCCGGCCGGGGCUGCGGUGGCGGGCCGACGCGGAGGAGGAGAGCGACGGCGGUGGCGAGGCGGAGGGCCGGCGUGGGCGGUCGCGGAGGCCGCAGGUUGGCAUGGAGGAAGAGGCUGACGGCGACGAGGCGGGGCCGGCCACGACCGAUGCACGCCAGACCCAGGCUUACCGCCGCAACAUGCGCGACUUCUACAACGGCGAUGACAGCGCCGGCGGCCGGCAGCAGCAGCAGCAGCAGCAGGGUUUCCGUGGCCGUGACCGCGACCGGGGAGCAGACGUGGAUGUGGACGGAGGCGAGGGGCGCUUCGCGCGGCGCGGCGGCGACGGCGACGGCGGCGACCGCGGCCGCAGCCGGCGCAGGGGCUGGCUGCAUGAGGUUGAGGAGGAGGGAGCGGACGGCCGUCAGGGCCGCGGCGGGCAAGGCCGUGACUUCCGCGACCUACGGAGCCGCGGCGCGCGUUCAGAGGAGGCUGCGGGGGAGGGCGGCGACUUGAGUUGGGAGGACUGGGAGUCGGCCAAGCCAACGGCGAAGGCAGCGGCGGGGCCACGAGACCGGCGUGGCCAGGGCCAGGAGGACGAGCCGACAACGGCGCAGCGGAGCGCGGGCGGGGAUGGGGAGGAGGAUGAGGACGUGCGGAUGGUGGGGCGGCCGCGGGGCGGUGGCAGGGGUGGCGGCAGAGGCGGCGGUCGGGGCAGGGGCGACGGGGGCCGUCAGGCAACGGGGGGCCGUGGUCGGGGAUCGCGCUGGUCAGAGCCGCCGCCGAUCGGUGGCAAGCGGUUCUAGGCUAGUAACGGGUGUGUGUGUGUGCAAGAGGAGGCAGCAGUGUUGUAGAACCGGGUGUUUCUGUUCAGUCGCGUGCAACACAUCGACUUGGUGCACCUCGCGGGAUUGUGCAUAGACCAUUAUGAGUAUGUAACGUUUUACAACCGGCGGCGCUUGGUGACCACCCCAAGCCCAGGAUGCUCGAGGUAUGUAAAGAAGGUCAGGU